AUGGAAUUCGUUGGGUGUGCAGCAAGCGUUAGCCAGCUUCUAGUUUAUUUAUCCUCAUCAGCUGUUAAUCUGCAGAGGCUUUACAGUGAGCUUGUUCACUGCAAUUCGAAUUACCGUGACGAAGCAACGAAUAUCAGGCUAUUGCUCCAUACUCUUCAACGCCUUGGCCGCCAACACCUCGACGACGACGACAAUAGCCCUGUCCUCCCCGUUCUGAUAUCUAUAUCUGGUACUGCAUGCCAGGUGCUGCAUCUCCUCAAACCAAAGCGACUCUUUGGUAUCAAUUGGGCGCCCGUCACAUCGCAAAAUAAGAUCAGCUCAGCUUUCGAGACGCUGAACAAGAAGAGAAACCUGCUCCAUUUGUAUAUCUCUCAAGAACAUCAAGAAGCCCUCGUGGAUCUUCGACAUACCGUUGAAUCAUUCUGUAAGUUCAAGAUGAAAGGUGGCAGGAUUGCUGGUCAUGCCUCAAUGUUCAGCGGUCCUAUGCGAGGCUCUGCAGAUGUCGAGUUCGACGACUACACUGUCGAUAAACAGGGAGCACAUUUUCUGGCGAAUGCAACUGGCGAUGCCGAAAGAAUGUAUUGGCAAUCUAACCGUCACAACACAAGUCGUAAGCGCCCGGAAAACACCCACACGCCGGUCAGGGCACUUAUUCCGCCAGCGAACCAGGAAAAUCAUGCCGGAGGAGCAGCACCUACCCAGCAGGGACGGGGCUCGGAGCGAGAUUCUGCCAGGCCAAAUAUGAACGAAAGUAGACAGAGAGAUUCCCACCAUUCCCAGACUGAAGACCGAUAUCGAGAUGGGAGUGGACAGCCCCCCGCAAAGGAUUGA
Bipolaris oryzae ATCC 44560 is the source of this 831-nucleotide messenger RNA. RefSeq lists its product as uncharacterized. Bases 1 to 831 code for a protein of 276 amino acids. The record is from RefSeq and is a predicted model, not a curated record. Lineage: Eukaryota; Fungi; Ascomycota; Dothideomycetes; Pleosporales; Pleosporaceae. The transcript is spliced from 2 exons.